Molecule: messenger RNA, 1110 nt
Organism: Entamoeba dispar SAW760
Lineage: Eukaryota; Evosea; Mastigamoebida; Endamoebidae
Product: tyrosyl-tRNA synthetase, putative
Exons: 1
Coding region: 1-1110 (369 amino acids)
Biological process (GO): tRNA aminoacylation for protein translation
Molecular function (GO): tyrosine-tRNA ligase activity; ATP binding
Source: RefSeq, a predicted model, not a curated record
AUGGCUACAACUAAUCCAAGUGGGUUAACUCAAGAAGAAAUUGAAGCAAGAAUUACUAAACUUCUUGGGGCUGUUGAAGAAUGUGAUACUAUUAAUGAUCUUCGUGCUCUUUUUAAAGAGAAAUCACAUUUUGUUGCAUAUAAUGGAUUUGAACCAUCAGGAAGAAUUCAUAUUGCACAAGCUGUUAUGACAGUUAUAAAUGCUAACAAAAUUCAUGAAUGUGGAGGAUUAUAUAAAAUUUAUAUUGCUGAUUGGUUUGCACAAUUAAAUCAUAAGAUGGGAGGUGAUUUAAGUAAAAUCCAAAUUUUGGGAAAAUAUUUUAUUGAAGUUUUUAAGGCAUGUGGUAUUCAAGAAGGAGCAGCAGAAUUUGUUUGGGCAUCUGAUUUAAUUCAAAAUAGUAAAACUUAUUGGCCACUUGUUCUUGACAUUGCUACUAAAAACACAGUAAAUAGAAUUACUAGAUGUUCCCAAAUUAUGGGAAGAGAUGAAAAAGAUGCAUUAAGUACAUCACAAUUAAUUUAUCCAUGUAUGCAAUGUGCUGAUAUCUUUGAAUUAGGAGCUGAUGUUUGUCAAUUAGGAUUAGACCAAAGAAAAGUUAACAUGUUAGCUAGAGAAUAUGCACCAACAGUCAAUAGAAAAGCACCAAUUGUUUUAUCUCAUCAUAUGUUAAUGGGAUUAAAAGGACCAAAAGCUGGAAAAAUGUCAAAAUCUAUUCCAGAUUCAGCUAUUUUCAUGGAUGAUUCUUAUGAAGAAAUUAAACGUAAGAUUUCAAAAGCAUUCUGUACUGAUGAAGUUGCCAACAACCCAAUUUAUGAAUAUUUGAGAUACGUCAUUGUUCCAUAUCUUCAAAAAGUUACUCUUUGUGGUAAAGAAUACACUUUAGAAGACAUUGUUCCUGGUUAUCGUGAAAAAGAUGAAGAAGGUAAAAUUCUUAUUGCCAAACCAAAGUUUAUGGAAGAAUUUAAAGCCAUGGACAAGAAACAAUUAAAAGAAGAUGUUGCUCGUUUAAUUAAUGACAUUGUUGAACCAGUUAGAAAACACUUUGAAACUGAAGAAGGAAAAAAAUUAUUAGCUACUGUUCAAUCAUUCAACAAUGCUACUACUCGAUAA